UGAGAGGUUCCUGAGUGACGGAUACCACCACCAGCAGCUGUCCACUUUCGCACUCACCCUCCACCGCUAUCGCUCCACACUGGACGGCGCCAGCGUGCUUGUUGAUUUCUGGGACACAGCUGGCCAAGAGAGAUUUCAGACUAUGCAUCCGUCCUACUACCACCAGGCCCACGCAGCGAUCUUGGUGUUUGAUGCGACUCGGAAGAUAACGUACAAGAAUCUGUCGCUGUGGUACAAAGAGCUUAGGCAACAUAGACCAGAAAUUCCAUGCUUCUGUGCCGUCAACAAGAUAGAUGAAAACAAGGAUGUCGCAGGGAAGAAUUUUGCCUUUGCUGAGAAAAACAAUAUUAAUAUGUACUAUGUGUCAGCCUCCUCUGGUACCAAUGUUGUCAAGCUGUUCCAGGACGCGAUAAAGGCGGCUUUUGAGUAUAAAAAGAACCCAACAGAUAUCACAGAUCAAAUCAUGGAGGAGCUGGAGAUGGUGGGGUGAGGUGGUGGUGGUGGUGGUGGUAUUGCCACUGCCACUGCUACUACUACUACUACUACUACUACUACUACUUAAUCUAGUCAUAUUCUAGUCAAAUGAAGAAGAUCCAACAACAAUAAUAAUCAGUGUUUAUUUAUAUAUUUUUUCACACACACACACACACACACACACACACACACACACACACACACUUAAGGAAAAGUUGGAUAGAUAUAGAUAUGGAGACAGUCACAAUGAGGGCCACUCGAACCCUUUACUAUACAACUAGCUAAAUACACACCUUCCCGACCAUCCAUCCCCCCACACACACACACAAUAACGAAAGACAA
This is a messenger RNA of Portunus trituberculatus (swimming crab), 816 nucleotides long. Its product is annotated as rab-like protein 2A. The record is from RefSeq and is a predicted model, not a curated record. The transcript is spliced from 5 exons. The coding region runs from base 143 to 490 and encodes 115 amino acids. Gene Ontology annotation, molecular function: GTP binding; GTPase activity. NCBI's taxonomy places the organism in Eukaryota, Metazoa, Arthropoda, Malacostraca, Decapoda, Portunidae. Gene Ontology annotation, cellular component: Golgi apparatus; endosome.